Molecule: messenger RNA, 1623 nt
Organism: Fusarium oxysporum Fo47
Lineage: Eukaryota; Fungi; Ascomycota; Sordariomycetes; Hypocreales; Nectriaceae
Product: major facilitator superfamily domain-containing protein
Exons: 8
Coding region: 1-1623 (540 amino acids)
Biological process (GO): transmembrane transport
Molecular function (GO): transmembrane transporter activity
Source: RefSeq, a predicted model, not a curated record
AUGCCCAGAAAAGUAGCACCAGCUCCUCCAGAGUUCACGACACCGCCGGGUACGGUCCGGCUCAUUGGUGAGGAUGGUCUUGCCGAAACGCCUCAAUUGGUGAAGCAACCGAUGCCGACUGACGACCCCAACGAUCCUUUGAACUGGUCGCGUGCUCGCAAGUCUAUGAACUUUGUUCCCAUUCUCGCAGUCACGGCCAUCAUCUUUACCCAGACUUCCUUGCCGCUUAUCUUCUGGGUCCUCUGGAAUCAGGAAUUUGGAUGGUCUUACGGUCAACUCAACAACGCGAACGCCCUCAACUAUGUCGGAACCACUGUUGGUUGUAUCCUAUUCAUUCCUCCGGCGGUGAAGUAUGGCCGUCGGUCGAUGUACCUGCUUACAACAGCCAUCAUCUUUGCCAUGGCCAUCUGGUCGGCGCGCAUGAAGACCCUGACAGAAUUAUACGUAUCACAGUUGAUCUUUGGACUCGCUAGUGCGACCAACGAGAGCAUUGUCGAGAUGACGAUUGCCGAUUUGUAUUUCGUCCAUCAACGUGGUAGUGCAAAUGGUCUAUAUAUGGUGAUGGUCAUGAUUGGUAGCUUUCUGAGCCCCGUAAUUGCAGGAUACAUGGCCGCGGAUGGAAACUGGAGGCGCUGCUAUUGGAUCACCACCGCAGUUGACGGCGCUCUUUUACUCUACUUCUGUUUCUUCUUCGAGGAGAGCAAGUACAUACCGCGUCUAGAAGCUCAGCAACUGUCCUCCGAGGUCCCAACUCCUAUCCCAGCCACGAAGAAGGACAACAUCUCGGAAAUACAGAGUGGCGAGAUGAGCACAUGUAUCACACUGGAAACAUCGAAUGCCCCAUUACAUCGGAUCAACUCGGAUAUACCGCUUCUCACAUGGCGUCAACGCAUGCGACUGGUCACAAAAACCGACGAAAGCUUACUUGGCGUUGUACGGACCGCUGUCGUUAUCUUGUUCCGCUUCCCAGCCGUCAUGUACACAGCCCUUACGUAUGCCUUUUGCCUCUGUUGGAUCUCCGCUCAAGCGUCAAUUAUCUCUAUUGUUUUCACACAGCCACCGUACAAUUUCGGUACCGUUGGGGUUGGGAAUAUGAGCCUAGGAGUAUUUAUUGGCUGUAUUUUGGGCUCAGCCUACGGUGCAAUUUCCGAUCGAGCUAUUCUUUGGUUCACACGAAAGAACUACGGGUAUUACGAACCGGAAAUGCGACUUCAGCUGAACCACUUCCCAGCAGUUUGUAUGAGCGGUGGUUUUAUCAUGUUCGGUAUCACUACAGCAAAGGGCAUGCAUUGGAUAUACCCCAGCAUUGGUAGCGCCAUCUUCGGUUUCGGCCUUGGUGGUUUGAGUGAUGUUGCGCUUUGCGUGACCAUCGACAGCUAUCAAGCGAUCACCGGAGAAGCAUUUAUCGGGGUCGCCUUUAUGCGCAAUGCCUUCAGCAUUGCCAUUUCGUUCGCCCUUGUUCCAUGGCUUGAUGCUCAAGGCCUGCAGAAUAUGACGAUUGUCAUGGGGUUAUGGGCAUUGGCUAUGGCAUUUCUUCAUGUUCCAAUGAUGAUCUGGGGAAAGAGGAUCCGUGAGAAGACUGAGGCGAGUUACAAGAGGAUGGCAACAGGAACGAGGGUGUAA